CCUAGCUGCCUUCGAGUGUUUAAUUUUUGGAAAUAAAAUUAAUAUUGCUAAAUUAUUCGCGAUAACAAGUAUCAAGCUUACGUCCAAUAUUGCCUUAGACUAUGUGGGUGUACUUUAGAUGUAAACUUUGUGUACAAUAUUGUUAAGUUAGCAGUUUGAUGUAAAGCGUAUCGUGGAGGGAUUUGGGAAAAAUUCUAAUAAGAUUCGAGGUUUCUGAUUAGUCUAGUUAAGAAGACGUCGACGAUAUGUCGAGAAGAAAGUUGCCGCCGCCAGGUUUCAACUUCAAGCCUCCAGAGGAGCAGAUCGUAACACCACCAAGAAACUUGGACAAGCAGACUACAAUCACAGUAGAUGACAAGACAUUCACAGUGCAUGCUGAUGACCUGAUAAAGAUUUGUGACCUGGGCCGCGGUGCCUAUGGUAUUGUGGAGAAGAUGAAACAUAUCCCCAGCGACACCACCAUGGCAGUCAAGAGGAUCACAGCAUCAUUCAACAGUCAGUCUACAGAGCUGAAGCGUCUGCUCAUGGACCUGGAUGUGUCCAUGCGAGCCAGUGCCUGCCCAUAUACAGUGCAUUUCUACGGCGCCAUGUUCCGCGAGGGAGACGUCUGGAUCUGCAUGGAGGUGAUGGACAUGAGCCUUGACAAGUUCUACAUGAAAGUCUACCAUAACAACCGCACCAUACCUGAAAACAUUCUCGGGAAAAUCACGUUCUCUGUAGUCAGUGCUUUACACUAUUUAUAUUCUAAGCUCAGAGUAAUUCACAGAGAUGUGAAGCCAUCUAAUAUUCUGAUCAAUAGGAAAGGAGAGGUUAAGAUGUGUGACUUUGGUAUAUCUGGAUACUUAGUGGAUUCUGUUGCUAAGACUAUUGACGCGGGCUGCAAGCCAUACAUGGCGCCCGAGAGGAUCGACCCUAGCGGCAACCCGGGCCAGUACGACAUCCGCAGCGACGUGUGGUCGCUCGGUAUCUCCCUGAUAGAGCUAGCCACUGGCAAGUUCCCCUACAACACGUGGGGCACGCCAUUCGAACAGCUCAAGCAAGUCGUCAAGGACGACCCCCCGAGACUGCCGAGCGGACAGUUCUCCGAGCAGUUUGAGGACCUGAUAGUGCAAUGUCUGCAGAAGGACUACAAACAGAGACCGAACUACGACGCGCUGCUGACGCACCCAUUCUGCCUCGGACACAGUCAGGAGAUCGAUGUCGCGACUUUCGUUCAAGAAAUAUUAGACUUACCAGAUGCGUCCUAGUGAUGGACACUAUUUACGUACCUAUUAAGUACAAGCGUUUACCGACUAACCUUAAUGUAGUUUAAUAAUUGAAAGAUAUAAAAUAAUGUUAUUAACCAUAAAAAAUAAAUUAUGUAUUCUUUAUCGAGUGCCGACCGCCAACGGCGUGCGCGGUCAUUUUAAAUGUUUGAUUUCAGAGAUGAUUUAUUAUUGUCUAUUACCUGGAGUGAUCAUGUUUUGUGUAAGAGGAACAUUGUCAAUUUAGUAACGUAGCUGUAGUAAGAGGGUAGAUGAAGUAAGAAUAAUUUUCGCUAAUACGGUUUUAUCUACAUAACUAUAGUCUGUUAAUUUGACCUCAGAGCUCAGAGCGAACAAAGGAAUUGGUAUAACAAAAUAAUGACUGGCAACAUUUAAUAAGCAUCACA
Spodoptera exigua (beet armyworm) is the source of this 1651-nucleotide messenger RNA. Lineage: Eukaryota; Metazoa; Arthropoda; Insecta; Lepidoptera; Noctuidae. The record is from the annotation of a GenBank genome assembly.